This is a messenger RNA of Aphanomyces astaci, 826 nucleotides long. RefSeq lists its product as hypothetical. The coding region runs from base 41 to 700 and encodes 219 amino acids. NCBI's taxonomy places the organism in Eukaryota, Oomycota, Saprolegniomycetes, Saprolegniales, Verrucalvaceae. Gene Ontology annotation, cellular component: catalytic step 2 spliceosome; post-mRNA release spliceosomal complex; Prp19 complex. The transcript has a single exon. The record is from RefSeq and is a predicted model, not a curated record.
GGACCAUACUUACUCGAUCCACCAAGGAAGCUUAGCAGGAAUGUCGUCUGACCACGAACCCGAGGACAGCGCCGAUGCGACCAGGACGGCGGCAGAGAAAAGACUGUUUGAGAUCCGCAUGAAGAUGAAUGCGGGGCGCAAGAAGAACAAGGAACUCGCUGAAGAAGAGCACAUGAAAGCCUCCCUCCCGGCUGGAAAAGCCAAGAAAUGGUCGGCCGACGUUGACGGCGCUGCGCCCAAGCGCGAAGUCGCCUCAGUUCCGAAGGACAAAGCGUAUAUGCUGGAUACUGUCGUGGAUGCCGAAUUGAAGGCGAAAAAGUCGCACAAGAAGGAGAAACAAAAGGCAGCGUUUGGGUGGGAAGUGUUCAACCAGGACUCACUGUACAAUGCGUACAAGAAGCGACUGCAUGCGCUUCCGACCGAAAAGGUUCCUGGAUCCACAUCUACCAAGGAGUACGACGAGUUGGAGUACGGGAAGAACGAUGGAACGACCGAAGAGGGCGUGGAUCGUAUGGUUGCGGAACUGGCGCAUCGUGCGGACGUCAAGAAGAAGUUCAGUCGACGACGACAGCAUUACGAUGGUGAAGACGUGGACUACAUCAACAACCGGAAUCGCGUGUUCAACAAGAAGAUCUCCCGUGCCUUCGACAAGUACACUGUGGAAAUCCGUCAGAAUUUGGAGCGCGGGACUGCUUUGUAAAGCAAUUCGCAUCCUCGUUGACCAUGCUCACCCUAAAAUAUGCUAAUGUCUAAUUCACAUCUUCCAAGCGUCUUUUCCAUGUGGCUUUCGGGUCCAGGGGGGGGGGCUUGGCAAUGCAGAAACCCC